Kickxella alabastrina is the source of this 372-nucleotide messenger RNA. RefSeq lists its product as uncharacterized. Lineage: Eukaryota; Fungi; Kickxellomycota; Kickxellomycetes; Kickxellales; Kickxellaceae. The record is from RefSeq and is a predicted model, not a curated record. The coding region runs from base 1 to 372 and encodes 123 amino acids. The transcript has a single exon.
AUGCGCAAUAUCUAUUUUUGCAUAUGCACAUAUCAAAAACAUGUGAUAUUCAGCGGAUUUGGCUCGGAUGGUGUUGCCAUUCUUGGAAUUGACAGCUUUAGAAGCUGUGGCAAAAAUAAUAUGGAGGGUAUUUGUGCUAAGGCCGGUUUCUCUGAAUUCUAUACCCAUGCGGCCAAACACAUUGAUUUGAUUACCAAGGCUGGUGAGCUUGAUAUCAAGGGCUUCAUUAUUAGCAACAAAACUGCGCACGCUGGCGCUGAGAAGUCAGAGUCAGAGUUGGAGCUUUUGGAUGUUGAGGAAGAUGAUCAGGUCAAGUCCAACCUUGACCUUGCCUCCUCGGCUGCCAGCGGCGUGAAGUCCAACUCAAAGUAG